AUGGAUAAAGGCACUAUUCGAAUUCUCAUGUUCCCAUGGUUGGGGUAUGGUCACAUAACACCCUACCUAGAGUUGGCCAAGAAACUCACCACUAGAAAUUUCAUUAUAUACUUGUGCUCGACUCCGGCUAAUCUCGGUUGCAUCAAGCAAAAAAUCAGCGAAAAAUUUGUGCACUCGAUACAAUUAGUCUCACUCCAUUUGCCAACCUUGCCAGGCCUUCCUCCUCACUUGCACACCACAAAUGGCCUCCCACUCGACCUCAUGCCAACACUAAAAGUGGCCUUUGACAUGGCCGAACCCGAGUUUGCCAAUAUUUUAUCAUCGAUAAAGCCCGACUUGCUAAUCUAUGAUUUUCUCCAGCCUUGGGCACCACUUGCUGCUUCUGUCCAAAAUAUCCCGGCAGUUGAGUUCAUUACCAGCAGUUCCACAAUGACUUCUCUCAUGUUUCAUCAUUUCAAGAAGCCAGGUAUCGAAUUCCCCUUCCCGAAGAUAUAUUUUCGUGAGUAUGAGAGUAAGCUUUUGAAUAAAUUGCUAGCUUGUGCAUCGGAUCCACGAGAAAAGGUUCGUGCUUCGGAGGGUGUUGCGAGGUCUUGCAAAAUUGUUCUGAUAAAGGGUUCAAGAAAAACUGAGGCCAAGUAUAUAGAUUAUGUAACCGAAUUAGUUGGCAAGAAGUUUGUACCAGUUGGUUCAUUGGUUCAAGAACCGAGCCUGGAGGAUGAGAAUUCCGAGAUCAUAGAAUGGCUUAACAAAAAAGAAAAGAAAUCUACUGUUUUUGUUUCCUUUGGUAGUGAAUAUUUUCUUUCCAAAGAAGACACUGAAGAAAUUGCUCAUGGUUUAGAACUAAGCAACAUUAACUUCAUAUGGGUUGUGAGGUUUCCUAAAGGCGUGGAACAUAAACUCGAGGAGACACUGCCAAAAGGGUUUCUCGAAAUUGUUAGCGGAAGAGGAUUGGUCAUCGAGGGAUGGGCCCCGCAACUGAAAAUUCUAGGACAUGAAAAUAUUGGUGGAUUUUUGAGUCACUGUGGGUGGAACUCAGUUUUGGAGAGUAUGAAUUUUGGCGUUCCCAUUAUUGCAUUGCCUAUGCAUCUCGACCAGCCUAUCAAUGCCAGAUUUGUUGAAGAUAUUGGUGUUGGAGUGGAGGUGGUGAGAGACUCAAAGGGGCAGCUUCACAGAGAAAGGUUAGCAGAAGUUAUUAAGCAAGUUGUGAUGGAAAAAAGUGGAGAAUUUGUGAGAGAAAAAGCCAACGAAAUGAAAGAGAAAAUAAGUGAAAAGGGGGAUCAAGAAAUUGAUGAAAUUGUGGCAGAAUUAGUAGAGGUUUGCAACAGCGGUCCUAGCAGUUAG
Molecule: messenger RNA, 1341 nt
Organism: Fraxinus pennsylvanica
Lineage: Eukaryota; Viridiplantae; Streptophyta; Magnoliopsida; Lamiales; Oleaceae
Source: the annotation of a GenBank genome assembly